Drosophila persimilis is the source of this 1028-nucleotide messenger RNA. RefSeq names its product E3 ubiquitin-protein ligase KCMF1. The transcript has 2 exons. Gene Ontology annotation, biological process: synaptic signaling. Lineage: Eukaryota; Metazoa; Arthropoda; Insecta; Diptera; Drosophilidae. Gene Ontology annotation, molecular function: zinc ion binding. The record is from RefSeq and is a predicted model, not a curated record. The coding region runs from base 31 to 636 and encodes 201 amino acids. Gene Ontology annotation, cellular component: plasma membrane.
UCGAAAAAAGGUUAAGCAACUGGAAUCAUAAUGGAGCCUCAACCGAGCGCAACUUGUGACGGCUGCGACCUUUGGGGCAACGGAAUAACUGGCUGCCGCUACAAGUGCCUGCAGUGCGCCGACUUUGAUUUGUGUCAGAGCUGCUAUGACGCCAAGGUGGUGAGUGGGCGGCACAAGUCGGAGCAUCCAAUGCAGUGCCUGCUGGACGAGGAUGCUAAGAAGCUGUACUUUGCCGGGGAGCCAAUUCCCUAUCUGAACGCCGAUAGCUUCACUUGCCCCAUCUGCGGCACCAUGGGCCAUUCGUACCACGAACUUGUGAAGCAUGUGGUUGCCCAGCACAACGACGACCGCAGCGACGCCAUCUGUCCACUGUGCGUGGCCGUGCCCAUGGCCCCACCCGACCGCUUGCUCAAAAUUUCGCAGCACUUUCGCCGUCAGCAUCGCGAGCCGUCGAACAUUCGCGAUGCCGUUGCCAGUGCAGGGGAGGAGUCGGGAACAUCCGACAUUGCCGAUCGCUUCUCCCGUCUCUCUUUAGGAGAGGCUGCGCGCUCCAGACUGCCAAUACGUCAUCUGCUCGUCCGUGUCACUCGGCCAUCCAAUCGCUUGCCCCCCGAUACUAGCAGCGAGGAGGACUAAGCUGCCUAAGCAAAUCUGUUCCGCUAAAGAUGUGGAGGAUCUACACCUACAGAGAUCAACGCACACCGCCUACACACACUAUGCAUAUCUGUACGGAUCCACUGUCUCCACGCACACAUUAAUACACAUACACGAACACUAAAUAUGCAUACAAAUGAACGCCGCAACUAUGCUGGAAAGUUUUCGUUCUAUUUGAAUGCAUUUUCUUGGACAUUUUUGCUGCUACACACAUACACAUACACAUACACAUACCAGGAGAUACACUGCCACAAAAGAACUUACAAAAUUCAUGUUCAGACAUUCAGUAAUCAAUUGUAUCCCAUGAAAAUUACUGCACUACGCUACAGAUGCUUUGUACUUCCCAUGAGGGCUUGCGUUAGUGGUAGUAAAAA